AUGAGUGGUCACCAGCUAAUGCGCAUCUGCUCAGUUGGGGGCAAUCCCGUCUCGGCUUUCUUGUCGUGGAGGCUCCAGGCCACCAAUGCCUGCGACGUCACGCUGGUGUGGAAGUCGGGCUUCGAGCACGUCGCCCAGUACGGCAUCUCGUUCAAGUCCACCACGUUUGGCAAUGAGCGUUUUAAGCCUCGGCACGUUGUCCGAAACCCAGAAGAUGCCGCAGGAAAUCGAGAUGGUCCGUUCGAUUACGUCAUCCUCUGCGUGAAGGCUCUUCCCGAUGUUUACGACCUCGCGGCCGUCAUUGAAUCUGUUGUUACUCCUCAGCAUACCUGCAUCCUUCUCAACACCACGCACUCGCUCGGAAUCGAAGCCGCAAUCGAAGAACGCUUCCCGACCAAUGUCGUUCUGUCCCUCGUCUGUGGGGCUGAGCUUACGCAGCUCGGGCAGAGCGAGUUUGAGCACAAGGGCUCAACUGACGUCUGGAUCGGCCCUGCCAAUCCCAAUGCCAGUAUCCCACAGUCCAUACAGGAGGACAUGGCGCAGGCCAUCUCCCUGACGCUUGGCACCGGCCAGGUCAACAGCCGAGUAUCCCCCAACAUCCGGCAACAGCAAUACGAAAGAGUCAUUGGUCCGAUUGCAUUUCAUCCCAUUAGCGUAAUAUUCGAAACAUCCAAUCAUGCGGCGCUUCUGGAGAAAAUGGGAGUAAAGGAUAUGGUCUCCGAGGUCAUUGACGAGUUACUGCGCGUCGCCGAGGCCAAUGGCUGCAAGUUCGCUCCAAACUUCAAGCAGUCGAUCAUGGACGAAAUGACAAGACCAAAUCAACCCGAGAGCAUCAUGUGGCAGGACUUUGUCGCAAGGCGGCCAAUGGAAGUUGAGACUUACCUCGGCUCUCCGGUCAAACUCGCUCGCGAUGCCAAAGUCCACGUGCCCCGGAUCGAGACUCUCUAUGCCAUUCUUCACAAUUUAAACAUCGUCAACCGCAACCGGCCGAAACAAGGUGAUGCAGUGCCUCCCGGCAACGGCCCCCCUGGCUCGCCAAACAACGCAUCACCGUUCCCUCCUCGAGGCCCAUCCCAGGCCGGCUUCCGCCCCAUGAUACCCAAUGGCAACGGAAUGCCACCCCGCCAGCCGCGACCCAGGACGUCGUCCAACUUCAGCAACGCGGGGGGGAUGCGCAGGCCGCCACCCAUGGCCAACGGCGGGCCCAAUGGAUACGGGAGGCCGCCACCGCAGAUGAACGGUGGAGGUUCCCGCGCAGCGUCUCGGCGUGGCUCCAUGGACGGCAAUGACCUGGAAGAGUUUUCUCACCUCGUCUUGUACGAUGACAUUCCAGAGGGACAAGAGGAGUCGUUUGGGACCGAGAACUCGGACAUUGGCCUCAGAGAGCGAGAGUUGCAACUGAGACAGCGCGAGCUGGCCUUGAAAGAGCAGGAGAUGAGGAUGAGGCGUGGCCCGCCCCCUCAAGCAGCCGUGCCUCCCUCUCGCCGCGGGCCGCCACCAUCCAGGGGCGGGUUUGACGAUGACGACGACGACGACGAUUACUUUGACCCGGCCAUGGCCACCAACGUGCCCGUGAUAGACCCCGACAAUUUCGACAUGAUGAGCGUCACCUCGAGGAAAAAUCGCAAGGUGGCCGGGCCGCCUGCGUCCCAGAUGCGGCGCAACCCCGAAGGAGAUGCGCUGCCGUCCAAGAGCAGCAGGUUUCGCCCCUUUGGCCGCAAUCGGUCCAGCCAAAUGAGCCAGAUCAGCCAAAUGCCUACUGUCAAUGACAAUAUCCUCGAUGACCCGUUGCUGAGCUUCACUUCGAACCGCUACGGGGCUGUGGAUCGCGGUGCCAUGAGUGCGGGUUCCCGUGCCAACUCUCUGACAGCCGCUCGCUUGGACGACAUGCAAUUCGGCCCCGGGGGAGGCGGAGGUGGAGGACCCAGCAUGACCAUGACCGGUGGCUAUCCUCGACGAACUAGUCACUCCCCAGGAAACCAGUACAGCCCGUCGAUGCGAGGUGGAAAUGGUAGGCCUUCGCCACCAAACGGUUUCGGGCCUGCAAACGGCCAGCCAUCUCCGCCCAACGGCGUUCGACAGCCCGUUCCCCGUUAUCCCCCGGGGCAGGGCACUGCGGUCGCGCCCCAGCAAGUUGAACAGCAGGUCGGGGUGAGCCCUCUCAAUCCCCCCAAAACUAGAGAUGCUCGUAGUCUGACCGGCAGUGCGAGUGCUAGCGCGGACAGUGGUGAGAACGGCUCCGAACGAUCUGCAUAUGGCAGCCAAGGUAGUCUUCAACAACCACUGCAAUAG
Molecule: messenger RNA, 2292 nt
Organism: Trichoderma reesei QM6a
Lineage: Eukaryota; Fungi; Ascomycota; Sordariomycetes; Hypocreales; Hypocreaceae
Exons: 4
Coding region: 1-2292 (763 amino acids)
Cellular component (GO): cytoplasm
Molecular function (GO): oxidoreductase activity
Source: RefSeq, a predicted model, not a curated record